CCAUGCAAUUCUCGCUCAUACACAACCUGUAAAGCCCCUCGUUCGCCUUCAGGAUCCUCGUCCGUUUUCCCAUCACUUUCCCGGGAAACUUGCACUUUUCCAUUCUCCCUCAUUUUUCCCCAGAUCUGCAUGGUAGGGUCUGUUUUCGCAGCUUAAACGUUGAUUUGUUUCCCGGUCGGAACGGAACAGAUCCGUUUAAGCUGUGAAAUCCUUCUUCUGAGGGUUAGGCGUGAGGAUUCGGACUUGUAGGGUAGAAGUAGGGGGGGUUUCUCUUUUUCGAUAGAUCUCUUACUGCUUCUUUUGAGGGGGUAGCCGGGGCCUCGGCCUCGGCGGGUUUUAAAGCCCCCACCUUCACAAACCAUAUGGAAAAACGAUUCUUUCAAGAAAACCCUAACAACAGUUUUUGACCCAUUUCUUUCCCUUCAUUUUUUGGUUCUCUGUAAUUAACUCUUGAGAUCGUCGCGGAAAGAGAUGCCGGCCAUGGCGUGUUGCGUGGACGCUGCUACAGCUCGAUUCCCUCCCGGCUACGCUGUUGCCACGCCGGCGGCGGGUAGCUCUUUUCUCGCGCCGGUCCCACUUUCCGGCGUUCCUCCAGCAAGCAACAACGUGGAGGCAUCCCAUUGGUCGCCUUCCCUUUCGGCCGAGCUCUACAAUAUCGACGGAUGGGGCGCGCCUUACUUCUCGGUCAACGAGUCUGGGAACUUGUCGGUGCGCCCAUAUGGAGCGGCUACGCUGGCACACCAGGAGAUAGAUUUACUGAAGAUUGUAAAGAAAGUCUCGGAUCCGAAAUUGUUGGGUGGGCUGGGGUUGCAGUUGCCCCUGAUUGUUCGCCUGCCUGACGUGCUCAAGAACCGGCUCCAGUCCCUCCAGUCUGCUUUUGAUCUCGCGGUCCAGUCCCAGGGCUAUGGGGCUCAUUACCAGGGCGUAUAUCCUGUGAAAUGCAAUCAAGACCGGUUCGUUGUCGAGGACAUAGUGAGAUUCGGGUCCCCCUUUCGGUUCGGUUUGGAGGCUGGUUCGAAACCGGAGCUCCUUUUGGCGAUGAGCUGCUUGUGUAAAGGUAAUCCACAGUCACUUCUGAUUUGUAAUGGGUUCAAGGACGCAGAGUACAUUUCCCUCGCUUUGCUUGCAAGAAAUCUCGCCCUGAACACUGUGAUUGUACUUGAGCAAGAAGAGGAACUUGAUUUGGUCAUCGAUUUGAGCAAGAAGCUCUCUGUUCGACCUGUAAUUGGUAUAAGGGCGAAACUGAGGACGAAGCAUUCGGGACAUUUCGGGUCGACAUCGGGUGAGAAAGGGAAAUUCGGGUUGACAACGACUCAGAUUUUGCGCGUGGUGAGGAAGCUUGAGCAGGUGGAUAUGCUUGAUUGCCUGCAAUUGCUGCAUUUCCAUAUUGGCUCUCAGAUCCCUUCCACAGCUUUACUAAGCGAUGGUGUCGGCGAAGCCGCACAGAUCUACUGCGAAUUAGUUCGCCUCGGCGCCCACAUGCAGGUCAUCGAUAUCGGAGGUGGUCUGGGUAUCGAUUACGACGGAUCCAAAUCCAGCGAGUCCGAUAUAUCGGUUGGUUAUAGUCUGGAAGACUAUGCGUCAACUGUAGUUGAAGCUGUUCGGUUGGCAUGCGACCGCAGGUCUGUCAAGCACCCGGUUAUAUGCAGCGAAAGUGGCCGAGCUAUUGUCUCCCAUCACUCGGUUUUGAUCUUUGAAGCUGUUUCAGCCAGUACAUAUGAGUCCCCAGCGGUGUCUCCGUUUGGGUUACAGUAUAUCGUUGAGGGGCUUCCGGACGAAGCUCGUGCCGAUUAUGAGAACUUAUCGGAUGCGGCAAUGAGGGGUGAGUACGAGACUUGUUUGCUCUACGCUGACCAGUUGAAGCAACGCUGUGUCGAUCAGUUCAAGGAUGGGUCUUUGGGGAUGGAGCAACUCGCAGCUGUUGAUGGGUUGUGUGAUUUGGUAUCAAAGGAAAUAGGAGCAGUCGAUCCAGUCCGUACCUACCAUGUGAAUCUAUCUAUUUUCACCUCGAUUCCUGAUUUUUGGGGCAUUGGCCAGAUUUUUCCGAUAGUUCCCAUUCAUCGUCUCGAUCAAAGGCCGUCCGGGAGGGGAAUUCUGUCGGAUUUAACCUGUGACAGCGAUGGUAAGAUUGACAAGUUUAUAGGCGGCGAGUCGAGCUUGCCGCUUCAUGAGCUGGAAGGCGAUGGGCGGUACUAUUUGGGAAUGUUCUUGGGCGGGGCUUAUGAGGAGGCGAUCGGUGGGCUUCACAAUCUGUUCGGCGGACCGAGCGUUGUGCGGGUGUCGCAAAGCGACGGUCCGCAAAGCUUUGCUGUGACACGGGCUGUGCCAGGCCCGUCGUGUGAGGAUGUUCUGCGGGUGAUGCAGCACGAGCCUGAGCUAAUGUUCCAGACACUCAAGCACCGAGCAGAGGAGUGUGUUGAUGGGAACAGCAUUGCUGCGACUGCUUCUCUUGCCGCCUGCGCCCGUUCCUUCCGGAACAUGCCUUAUCUGGUGGUGGGAGCGUCUUCUUGCAGCAUGACUGCUAUCAAUAACAGCGGUUUUUACUAUUGCAACGAGGAUGCCUACAAUGAUCCAGCUGCCGCUGAGGACGAGCAGUGGUCUUAUGGUGUUGCUUGAGAUUUGUGCAGUUGCUUUGGUUGUUUGUGCUUGAGGUCGUCGUCGUUGUCUUUAAUUGUUUUUGUUCAAGUGUUUGUUUCUAUAUUUUUAUUUUUUUUUAUGUUCAUUUUGAUUCCAUGAAGGGCAAAGGACGUAGAAGAAAGUAGUAGAUGGUCGGUCCUUUGCAUGUAGUAAGCAGUGAAGGUGGGGGCUGAGAACCGAAUCCGCCUUUUGUAAAUUCGGGAUCUUAUCCCCUCUAUUUUACUCUCUUUUCAAUUAGACUUUGAUCUGUUCACAACUUUA
Messenger RNA from Carya illinoinensis, 2898 nucleotides. RefSeq names its product arginine decarboxylase-like. Gene Ontology annotation, biological process: spermidine biosynthetic process; L-arginine catabolic process. NCBI's taxonomy places the organism in Eukaryota, Viridiplantae, Streptophyta, Magnoliopsida, Fagales, Juglandaceae. The transcript has a single exon. The record is from RefSeq and is a predicted model, not a curated record. Gene Ontology annotation, molecular function: arginine decarboxylase activity. The coding region runs from base 472 to 2616 and encodes 714 amino acids.